GACUGCCUGUCACUGCUGCGCAAAAAAAUCUAAUAUACAGAGAAAAAAUCUAAGCAAUAUUUCAAUCGGUAGGCGGGGUAGGAAUGGAGAGAACAAUCUGUCAGCGGAGCCAGGGAGCCACCUCAAAGCAUAUCGGGUUACUUUGAAUGACAGCGUAACCAUGGCAAAUAAUUUGACUAAAACUAUUGUCUUAUCCUCACCAUCCCCGGGUCAGAUAACCAACCAAUCACAGUUCACAUAAUCUCUUUUCUUGCCAGCUUAGAAUAAUAUUAUUAAAACAAGCGAACGAGGCUAGUCUUUAGGAGUACGUUAUGUUGAAACGGUAUAGAAAAGGUGGCGAUCGACUCUGGGAGACGAAAAACUUGGUUUCAUCGUAAUUUAAUGGGAAUGCCGUACAUAAUGUAUCUGUGAACGGGACUAAAAAAUUUUCCACUCGGAUUGGAUUUAUCAUCGUCCUUUUCAAACUCUUGCAACUCUUGAAGUACUUGCCGUCCGAGGACUUACAGCGAUCGGCUUUUUGAUGUCUUAGUUUGAAAGACAACGUAAAAACAAGACGGAAAAAACAUACCUGCUCAUUUAAAUAGCAACCAUGUCUAUGCUUCCAACGUUUGGCUUUACGCAAGAGCAAGUCGCGUGCGUCUGCGAGGUUCUCCAACAAGGGGGCAACAUCGAACGUCUCGGUCGCUUUUUGUGGUCUUUGCCAGCGUGCGAGCACCUCCACAAAAACGAAAGCGUCCUGAAAGCGAAAGCAGUGGUCGCUUUUCACCGGGGUAAUUUCAGAGAGCUUUAUAAAAUUCUAGAGAGCCACCAAUUCUCUCCGCACAAUCACCCGAAACUGCAGCAGCUGUGGCUCAAGGCGCACUAUAUCGAGGCUGAGAAGCUGAGAGGCCGCCCUCUCGGGGCUGUGGGAAAAUACCGUGUCCGCCGAAAGUUCCCCUUGCCCCGGUCAAUAUGGGACGGAGAGGAGACCAGUUACUGCUUCAAGGAAAAGAGCCGGAGCGUACUGAGGGAGUGGUACACUCACAACCCGUACCCUUCCCCGCGAGAGAAGAGGGAGUUGGCCGAGGCCACUGGACUGACAACCACCCAAGUCAGUAACUGGUUCAAGAACAGACGACAAAGAGACCGUGCCGCGGAAGCGAAGGAAAGGGAAAACAACGAGAACUCUAAUACAAACAGCCAUAACCCAUUGACUUCUUCCAUGAAUGGAAAUAAAACCAUUUUGGGGAGCUCGGACGACGAUAAAACACCGUCGGGGACGCCCGAUCACACCUCUUCAAGCCCAGCGUUGCUCCUCACGUCAAACUCGGGGCUACCUCCCCUGCACGGCCUCGCUCCGCCGCCUGGUCCCAGCGCCAUUCCCGUUCCCAGCACGGACACCGUGCACCAUCACCAUUCAUUGCACGAUACUAUACUGAACCCUAUGUCGUCCAACUUGGUCGACCUCGGCUCUUAAACGAAUGGACUUCUUUUUUAAAAGGACAAUAAAUGAAUCGUGGACGUUCGAGAAAAACAAAAACAAACAUCAGACACUUGAAGUGAUGCACAAGAGCGAGCUAAAGGCCAGAGUCAUUACAGGAUGUUUUUGUCCACACGGAGAGAGGAGAGAUGGUAGGCGUUUAAAGGUAUUUUAAUAGAAUGUAACACAGAAUAUCUUGUUGAAAACAGUAACAAUAAAACGUCUUAAUUCUUGUUAUUACUAUCGUUAUUAUUUUAGAGGACAGAUUUCAACAAAUUCUUAUACACUCAUUUUGGGUACCCCAGCCAUUCUCUAUUUGUUUACGCACUGCAGAUUAUCGAAAAAAGGCCAUCUACGGUUUUAUUUGUAUGGGGUAUCGCAUCGGAGAUCUAUUAUAGGGGAAGAAGUCUUUGAAACAAAGAUUAAGAUUAUAAUCUCUUCUUUUUGUAUUUUAUUUUGGAAAGCGACUGCAUGUAAACUUUGCGAAUAAUAAUAAAAUAUAAAUAAAUCGAUCCCACCAUAGUUUCAUAUACC
Conger conger (European conger) is the source of this 1993-nucleotide messenger RNA. It is a transcript of the gene six2a, whose product is annotated as SIX homeobox 2a. Gene Ontology annotation, biological process: regulation of transcription by RNA polymerase II. The transcript is spliced from 2 exons. Gene Ontology annotation, molecular function: DNA-binding transcription factor activity, RNA polymerase II-specific; RNA polymerase II cis-regulatory region sequence-specific DNA binding. The record is from RefSeq and is a predicted model, not a curated record. Gene Ontology annotation, cellular component: nucleus; transcription regulator complex. NCBI's taxonomy places the organism in Eukaryota, Metazoa, Chordata, Actinopteri, Anguilliformes, Congridae. The coding region runs from base 590 to 1456 and encodes 288 amino acids.